Molecule: messenger RNA, 1209 nt
Organism: Trichoderma harzianum CBS 226.95
Lineage: Eukaryota; Fungi; Ascomycota; Sordariomycetes; Hypocreales; Hypocreaceae
Exons: 1
Coding region: 1-1209 (402 amino acids)
Source: RefSeq, a predicted model, not a curated record
AUGGUGUCCUCAGGCGACGGAGCGACGGCUCGUGCGCCGGCCUGGAAACGAUUGGGCCUGAAGCUCAAGCAGUCUUCCGCCCCCGAGGCAGCAAAUGAAACCCUGCAGGUUGGGCAUCCAAGCAGUAGCAGGACCCAGCAAACCCAGUCGAUGCCGUCCAAGCGGAAGCCCGAAGCCCCGCCAGCGGGCGAACCUCUGUCGGCAUUGAAAAAAUCAAGGAACGAAUCGCAGCCUGCGGUUCCUAGCCCUCAGCUGAAAAGGAAGAAGUCUGUCACGUUUGGCGAGACGCCCACCAAGAGCGGCAUCGACGCCAAGAAACCUGUCGACAAGCCGCAACCCAAGAAAGCCAAGGUCCCUGGCAAGAAGCAAGCUGCUAAGGCCAACUCUGCUAACCCUGCGGAUAUCAAGCCUGCGCUUGAAUACUUGAGUCUGUGGAAUUCGGCUCGAGACUCGUGGAAGUUUAACAAGAAUCACCAAUCGACUCUCAUCAAGUUCGCCUUCGAUCCUAUACUCUUUCCUUCCGCCAAUAUUGAUACCUUCUACGCAUAUAUCCGUGAUAUCAAGGGCUUCGUUCGCACGAGACUACAAGAAACUGCCAUGGAACUGCGGACAAAGGACAGCACGGAAGGGGCCGCGGGCUUCCCACAGGGUUCAGUCAACCUUGUGGAGAAGCAGAUCAAGUACGACCAGCUACUUGCCCAAUUGCUGCAUUCACAGACUGGCCAGAAGAGAAAAACCUUUCACGAGCAGGAAUACCGAACAUCGUCAGAGGACGUUGAUGAUGUCAUCACACGUGUGAUUAAGCGCAUGCGGGCGGAAAUGGUUCUCGACCAAUUAUCUGAGGGCGAGGAGACCGAUGCCAGCCAGACAACCACGACGACGGUUUCUUCUGGGAAAGUGAGCGUUGCCGAGAGCAACACCACCAAGGCUACCGAAGCUGACAGCAAGGUGAAACUGAGCGAUGGACCGAGCAAGCGGCGGAGAAAGAUGCGUACCAAUGUCGAUGACAGCAGCUCUUCCGAGUCGGAGAGCGACUCAGAUACGAGCAGCAGCAGUUCCUCGGAUGACUCCGACUCCGAAGAUGAGAAUGAGAUGGAAGUUGAUGCGGGUAACGAAUCCUCCAGCAGCUCGUCUUCCUCUUCAUCGUCCUCAUCUUCCGAGUCUGAAGAUGGUUCCGACUCGGACGACGAAAGCUCAGACGAAGAGUAA